Molecule: messenger RNA, 3033 nt
Organism: Scomber japonicus (chub mackerel)
Lineage: Eukaryota; Metazoa; Chordata; Actinopteri; Scombriformes; Scombridae
Gene: dis3
Product: DIS3 exosome endoribonuclease and 3'-5' exoribonuclease
Exons: 21
Coding region: 16-2865 (949 amino acids)
Biological process (GO): rRNA catabolic process
Cellular component (GO): nuclear exosome (RNase complex); cytoplasmic exosome (RNase complex)
Molecular function (GO): RNA binding; endonuclease activity; 3'-5'-RNA exonuclease activity
Source: RefSeq, a predicted model, not a curated record
GCUGUUAUCGUCAUCAUGUUGAAGUCUAAGACCUUCGUGAAGAAGACCCGGUCUGGCGGGGUGAUGAAAGUAGUUCGUGAACAUUAUCUGAGAGAUGAUAUUUGGUGUGGAAGCGAAGUUUGCAGUGAAUGCAAACAGGAGUCCACGGUGCUGCAAAGAGACGCGUGUAUGGAGAGCAACCUGUGCUCAUAUCCACAUUAUCUACUCCCUGACACCAAUGUGGUCUUACAUCAGAUUGACGUGUUGGAGGAUCCUGUGAUUCGAAACGUGAUUAUCCUUCAGACUGUGCUGCAGGAGGUUCGUCACCGCAGUGCACCGGUCUAUAAACGCCUGAAGGACAUCAUACAUGAGAAAGAGAAACAUUUCUACACCUUUACCAACGAACACCACAGAGAGACAUUCAUUGAGCGUGAACCGGGUGAGAGCGCCAAUGACCGUAACGACCGCGCCAUCCGCGUGGCAGCCAAAUGGUACAGCCAGCACCUGAAGCCAUCAGAGUCUGACGGGCUCAAGGUGGUCCUCCUCACCAAUGACCGAGGGAACAAGGAGAAGGCAGAGGAGAAAGGCCUGCUGGUGUACAAAUUUGAAGAAUACAUCAAGAGCCUGAUAGCAAACCCUGAGCUGGUGGAUCACCUUGCGCUGUCAAAUGACGACAAGAAUGAGAUCAGCAGCAGUAAGGUGUUAUUCCCAGAGCACCUUCCUCUGUCCAGGAUCCAGACUGGCAUCAAAAGUGGCUCCUUCCUCCAGGGCACCUUCAGGGCCAGUAGGGAUAACUACCUGGAGGCAUCAGUCUUUGUUCAAGGAGAGGAGGAAGACAGCACAGAGGUUCUUAUCCAGGGUCUGCAGAACCUCAACAGAGCGGUUCACCAAGACGUGGUUGCCGUGCAGCUGUUGCCUAAGAAUGAGUGGGUGGCACCCUCUUCAGUGGUGCUGCAGGAUGAGGGCAAAGCAAAGGAUGAUAACGCUGAGGAAGAAGAGGAGGAGAAGGCUUUGAGGGUCUCAGCAGCCGAAGCAGCCAGGAAGCCCACAGGCAAAGUAGUGGGAAUCAUCAAAAGGAACUGGAGGCCGUUCUGCGGCAUGCUCAAUGUUUCCCAAAUCAAAGAGUCAACGCGCCACCUUUUCACGCCAGCUGACCGCCGUGUUCCACGCAUUCGCAUUGAAACACGUCAGGCAGCGUCACUGGCAGGCCAGAGGAUCAUGGUGGCCAUCGAUGGCUGGCCCAAACACUCCCGGUAUCCAAACGGUCACUUUGUGCGUAGUUUGGGCAACGCUGGGGAAAAGGACACAGAGCAGGAAGUCCUGCUUCUGGAGCAUGAUGUUCCCCACCAGGCCUUCUCUCAGGCUGUGCUCAGUUUUCUUCCCAAGAUGCCGUGGGCCAUAACACCAGAGGAUAUGGCAAAGAGACAGGACCUGAGACAUCUGACAGUGUGCAGCGUGGAUCCUCCAGGAUGUACAGACAUAGAUGAUGCACUGCACUGUAGAGAGCUGGACAAUGGAAACCUUGAGGUGGGCGUCCAUAUCGCUGAUGUCAGUCACUUCAUCAGACCUGGAAACGCUAUGGACAAAGAGGCCGCCAAUCGUGGCACCACCGUCUACCUGUGUGGCAAAAGAAUAGACAUGGUUCCUGAGCUCCUCAGCUCCAAUCUUUGUUCCCUACGCUCCAACGUGGAGAGGCUGGCUUUCUCAUGUAUCUGGGAGAUGAACCAUGAGGCAGAAAUUCUAAAGACACGAUUCACAAAAAGUGUCAUUGACUCCAAGGCGUCUCUGACUUAUGCUGAGGCCCAAAUGAGGAUUGAUGACACCUCCAAGAAUGAUGAUAUUACCAAAAGUCUGCGGGGCCUCAACAAACUGGCCAAAAUCCUCAAGAGGCAGAGGAUAGAGAAAGGGGCACUGACACUGUCAUCCUUGGAGGUCCGUUUCCACAUGGACAGUGAAACCCACGACCCCAUUGACCUCCAGACCAAAGAACUCAUGGAGACCAACUCCAUGGUAGAAGAGUUUAUGUUGCUGGCAAAUAUUUCAGUGGCUCAGAAGAUCUUCGAUGAAUUCUCAGAGUGCGCCCUGCUGAGGAAACAUCCAGCACCGCCUCCGUCCAACUACGACGUCCUCCUAAAGGCUGGAAAGUCCAAGCAUGUGGAGAUCCACACAGAUUCGGCCAAAGCUCUGGCCGACUCCCUUGACGUGGCCAAAGUGGACGGCUUCCCAUACUUUAACACGCUACUACGCAUCUUGGCCACUCGUUGCAUGAUGCAGGCCGUCUAUUUUUGUUCUGGCAUGGACAACGAUUUCCACCACUACGGUCUCGCUUCACCCAUUUAUACACACUUCACAUCACCUAUUAGGAGGUAUGCUGAUAUUAUAGUACAUCGCCUGCUGGCUGUGGCCAUAGGAGCAGACAGCACCUACCCAGAUCUGAUGGACAAACAUAAGCAGUCAGCCCUCUGCAACAACCUCAACUACAGACACAAAAUGUCUCAGUAUGCGCAGAGGGCCUCUGUGGCCUUCCACACACAGUUGUUCUUCAAGAGCCGAGGCAUUUUGAACGAGGAAGGAUUCGUACUGUUUGUGAGGAAGAACGCAAUCAUUGUACUCAUCCCAAAGUUCGGCCUGGAGGGAACAGUCUUCUUCGACAGCAAAGACAAAGCGAAACCAAACCUUGUUUUUGACGAAGAGGGUCCCACUCUGGCAGUAGAGCAGCACACCUUCCACAUAUUUGACAAGGUGAAAGUCACCAUCAGUCUAGACGACUCCAACAUUCAGCACCAGAAGAUCCGCAUGGCUCUGAUUGAACCUGUGAUUCCUGGUGUGAGUGUUCCACCUCCAGAUGUUGAGCCACAAGCCAAGAAACCCAAACUGGACCGCUGACACACAGAGCAGCAGUAAAGGACCUGAAACCACCAUCUGAUCAUUUCGAUGAAAAGCUCUUUAGGAACCAGUUUUUGAUGUAUUGACAUUGUUAUGCUGUGAGCAGUCUAAUUUAAUAAGUACCACAGAGAAGCUACACUGCUCCACAUGUACCAUCUGUUCUUACAU